Molecule: messenger RNA, 2126 nt
Organism: Opisthorchis viverrini
Lineage: Eukaryota; Metazoa; Platyhelminthes; Trematoda; Opisthorchiida; Opisthorchiidae
Exons: 9
Coding region: 156-1730 (524 amino acids)
Molecular function (GO): protein binding
Source: RefSeq, a predicted model, not a curated record
UUUAUUCCGAAGACUUGUCACUUUUUCAGCCUUUCUGCUCACUAUAUCUGCCUGUGUGAUCUGCUGCUGCUCGAAAAUGUUGGUUCCUUGAAAUUUGGUUGGGAACGGCGCAAUCGGUAAACUAAUAUUUAUGUCCACAAAUGACGGUUCACUAAAUGGAACAAAUUAGGACCUUUUCCAUUCAAUGGGGACCGUUUUUCCGUGGGGCUGUGCAAGAAUGUGAAGAAAUUGAGUCUGUUCCCUUGCGCCUGGCAGUUGCUUAUGAAUCGAACGAACGAUACAACGUCACGUCUUGCCAGUUCUCACCAUGUGGUGAGUACUUUGCCUUUGUCCAGUCCCCAUGCGUGGUGGCCGUCUAUCCGGUGGAGAAACUUAUGAGUUUCUGUUUCAUGAGUAUCCCGGUCUCAAUGCCGGAGUCAUACAAUCCGACCGGACCGCUCACAAGCGAAGCACCGGGAACACCUACUCCUUGGCGUGUUUUGUCUUCCGAACUGUUAUCGGGCGAUAGCGUUCGCGUGGAUUUGCAACCCGUUUGUCGUAUCGAAGCCCAGGGCGUCGUGCAAUGCUUAGCAUUCGCGCAUGGUGAUUGUUCUCGGUGUCGUCUCCCACACCGAUCCGUGAAGCGCAGAUCCGUUGUUCUUCAGAAUUCUUUCGUUUCACUCAUAUUGAUCGGGCUCAUCACUGGUUAUACUGAGGUGUACAAUCUUUGCGACAUAACUCUACCCAUUGCUCGUAUUCCCAGCCUGGUCCUGUUUGCGGACAACCUCCCCAUUUAUCGGCUGUGUGUGGCAACGGACGAUAGCCUACGAGUGGCAUCGGUUCAGUUAGGAGGCGACGUGAAGCUCUGGGAUUUGUGGGAUGACGGAAAUAUGUAUGCAAAUCUCAAGUCAAAAUUUGUUUUUCCCAGUCCCGAUGAGACUGCCAGGGACAUGAUACGUGGGGAGGCGUGCACGUUUGCCUGGCAACCUCAUGGUUCUCAUAUCUGUUUGGCCGGUCAACGGGGCUAUGGUGUUGUUUUAAUGUCAGAGAAGCCGUUCGGCCGUGUUGCAACGCUCCGUUCUGGUCAUUUUAACCGUAUAUCUGCGGCUACCUAUACGCACGAUGCAAGUCUCCUAAUCACUGCCGCCUACGACUCGAGCUGCGUGGUCUGGUCUGUCCCUGAAUAUGCUCCACUGCAUCAUUACUGGCAUAUGGGUCGCGUUCCGAGCUUAUUGCUUGUCGGAGGAGCAAACGGACAUCACCUCUACGAUUUAUGUAUGUCUCCGGAUGAUCUUCAUUUUUUAACCAUUUGUGAAGAUCGUUGUGUGCGGCUUUGGCCCCUGGCACCCAAUACUUCACCAGUCAAGACUUAUUAUGAAUUGGCUCUUACACAAUCUACCGGUCCCAAACUUCGAUGUGUCAGUUUCAGUCCAUGUGGUCGACUCAUCUCGGUGACAACUUCUGACAACCGCGUGUUGUUUUUCACUACCCCAAGUCAGCUAGCGACCUUGACAACACAGUGCCUCCGCGUCCUUCGUCGGUGUAUAACGCGCUAUCUUAUGAAACGAUACCCAAAUCAGCUAUCGGCUAUCUGCGGUGAUAAACACAUUCCCAGCCUAUCUACCAAUAGGGCUUUCUGUGAAGCUGCAUCGGAUCUUCCUCUCCCACCUCAGUUGAUGUUAACUUUAUUCCGUGAAUUUGGCACCCUAUCUCAACCAUAUUUUCAAAACAAGCCCCAGCAUGCUUUGUAGAGUCAAGCAGUCAGUCACGGCUCCCCGGGGAUUUUUUUCAGCCGUCCCAGCUGGCUUGUCUGUAUUUUCCACCAAAAUGCAUUUAGUCUUUAUUUUUCUACAUUAACCAUAGUGGGUAUCCAUCAAGCCUCAUGUUUUUGUCACUUUCUCACCAGUUCUUCAUGACCGGUUUUGUGCUAUUCAUUGCUUUCUCAUUCGCCUUCUUCACUCCACUGUCUGUCGGAUCACGUUGCGCUACUUGUCUACUCCUUCUGUUGAGCUGUUCAAUCGCUAUGUAUGUUUGUCAUGACACGUUAGUAUGCCCGUCUUCAAUUCUUUUAGUAGUGCUUGUUUAUGAUGUAGUGCCUUGUGCUGUUUACGAAUUUGAGAACACAAGUGCUAUUUUUUCGAACAGUA